CAACUCCUUCGUCGCUUUGAAAUUCUUGCAUUCCCACCCAGCGCCAGCCUCCUUCUCAAAUAUCUCUCUUUCCUUUCUCUCUCUGGACUCUCUUUCUUUUAAUUAUACAGAGAAUGCCUCAGGUUGAUUUAGAAACACUAGUUUCGGCCUGCGCAGGCGGAGGAACCGAACGCAAAAUCACUUGCGAAACACUCGCCGACGACUUAUCCGAGAAUGAUGAUGUAGCUGUCCGCGAUGCUGACGUUCCACAGGACUUUCCGCCGGAGUCGUUCUGGCUGUCGAAGGACGCCGAACUCGACUGGUUUGAUCGAAACGCUUUCUUUGAGCGGAAAGAGUCCACCAAAGGCAUCUCAAAUUUCGCUUACUUGAAUCAGAACCCGAAUUCCAACUCCAAUUCACAGCGGUUUUCAGUGAAAGUCAGGAAGACUUCCCUAUUGGGGUUGCCCAAGACUCAGAAGGCUAACUAUAUCGAAACUGCUAAACGAAGGAAUAAUAAACCCGCAAAUGUAAAGUUGUUCCCGAAACCCUCUUCGUCCGUCGGAAAAGCCCCCGUCUCGGGAGUGGAACCGUCGUCGCCCAAGGUUUCCUGUAUAGGAAGAGUGCGAUCGAAGCGCGGUCGCCGGAGAUCAUCGGGUAAGCGAGAAAUGUCGCUCGACAAGUCGAGAUCGCUUGGGGAUAAGCGGAAAAAGGGGUUCUGUUCUCGGGUUUUGUCCAUAUUUAAAUCCGGAAGUCAUGACAGAAAACCGUUUCGACGGGAGGUUGAGGAAAUAACGGAGGAGUCGACUGUGGAGGAGACGCCAAGGACGAGCGUGACUGUAAGAAUGCGCGAAUUUCCGGUUGGUGUUGAACCCGCGUCCGAACCGCCCGGUUUGGGAGGGCUGAAGAAGUUUGCGUCCGGUCGGAGAUCGGGGUCGUGGAGCACUGAGGAUUUCGACGUGGCACUCUCUAAUUCGCUGGUGGCAGACGGUCCCGCGAAAAGAAGUUGAUUGGAAGUCGUGACAAAACCGCGGGCAUGGAAAUUGUAUGUGAGCGUUGAAAUUUUGGGGUUGUGAUGACGUGGCAGUUGAAGAAUGGCCGAACCUCGUUGAAUUCGAGGUAGAUCAAGGCAGUUGAUCUUGCCUUUUUUUGCCCUUUUCUUUUUUUUUUUUUUAAUCGGGUUUUGCUUCACUUGUAAAUAUGCGUGAUUUACUGCAAAGCCUGUAAAUGCAAACAUUGUGGAUCACACCCCCACCUUAUCUAGACUCUAGUAUCUAGUUAAUCUA
This is a messenger RNA of Coffea eugenioides, 1262 nucleotides long. RefSeq lists its product as uncharacterized. The transcript has a single exon. Lineage: Eukaryota; Viridiplantae; Streptophyta; Magnoliopsida; Gentianales; Rubiaceae. Bases 114 to 986 code for a protein of 290 amino acids. The record is from RefSeq and is a predicted model, not a curated record.